GUUCACAUUCCCCUGUCGGAGCCAGAUACGGGGGCGUGCGUUUGCGUGAGCGCGCUUAACCUAUGCACUUUGGUGAGAGAGCAGUGUUUGAAGGUUCGGGGUUCAGCUUGUCAGGUAGAUAAAUACUAGGAACCCCAAGGGAGUGAGCAAUAGUACUAGGCUGUCUCUGCUGUAUGUCCGUUCCGUUCCUUUCUAACUAAAUCAUGGAAAGAGACCCCGCAGCACUUGGUAUCACCCAGACCUCUCUAUCUCGGUUCCUGGAUGGGGACUUCUGGAACAUGAAGAAUGAGCUGCGCAGACAUAUCGCUGCGAACCCCAUCUUCCAGCAAAGGUUUGACUUGAGUUUGGAUGGGAUUAGGGACCUUACAGCUGAGAGAGUGAAGUUCGCCAUGAGCAUACCUCAAAUCCAGUCAGCAUUUGAAGAGAUGGUAGAGAAAAAGAAACACUUCAUCAAUAAAAGUAUGAUUAUUGGAGAGGUUCUCUGCACAGCUGAUAUGACUACAGGGGUAAAGUGCGGAGUAAUUUGCUGGCUGUUUGGUGGAGCUGUUAUUAAUCUUGGGAGUCCAGAUCAUAUUUUGAAAUGGUUCCUUCCAUUAAAGAUUCACGCAUUUACUGGGAUGUUUGCAAUGACAGAGCGAGGUCAUGGCAGCAAUGUAAGAGGUAUUCUCACAGAAGCAGUUUUUGAUCCAGAAUCUCAGGAGUUUAUAAUCAACACUCCCUGUGAAGAUGCAGCAAAGAUGUAUAUUGGUAAUGCAACAAGAGGAAAUUAUGCAGCUGUAUUUGCACAACUCAUCAUUCAUGGGAAAUCACAAGGGCCUCAUUGUUUCAUUGUUCCUAUACGUAAUGAAUAUGGGGAAAUGUAUCCAGGUGUAGAAGUAGUUGACAUGAUGCACAAGGAAGGCCUGCAUGGUGUGGAUAAUGGAAUUUUAACAUUCAAUUGCGUUAGAAUACCAAGAGAAAACCUUCUGGACAAAUUUGGAUCUGUUUCACGAGAUGGCAAAUACAGGUCUCCUAUUGAAAACACGAGUGACAGAUUUAAUGCAAUGCUUGCAGCUCUUACACCAACCAGAUUAGCCCUAACAUUUCAAGCAUUGGGUGCUAUGAAGCUUGGGCUGACAAUAGCCAUUCGGUACAGUCACAGCCGAAGACAAUUUGGACCAAAGGGCAAGGAAGAAGUAAAAAUUAUUGAGCAUCAAACUCAGCAUCUGCGACUAAUGCCACACUUGGCCACCGCUUUAGCUCUGAUAUUCACCAGCAGAUAUGCAGCUGAAAUAUUAGAUGAAGAUGUGUACCACAGUAGGGACCUUGUAAAUAAUCGACCUUUACAGGCACUAGUGGCUGGCUUAAAGGCCUACAGCACAUGGGAAAACCUAUCGUGCCUGCAGGACUGUCGGGAAUGCACUGGAGGGAUGGGGUUCAUGAUGGAAAACCGAAUUCCAGGUUUAAAAUGUGAUUCUGAUGUUUUUGUGACAUUUGAAGGUGACAACGUUGUAAUGUUACAGGUUGUGGUUCGGGAACUUCUUGCUCAGCACACUAGGCAGUAUGAGGAAAGCCCCAUCUUUGGUCUUCUUCGAAACUGGACCAGUUCCAUGGGUGACAGACUGAGAACAAGCUUUUUGGCGUUCAGCUCUGAUAAAAUCAACAGCUUGACAUUUCUACUGAAAGCUGUUACGUUUCGAGAAAGAGUUUUACAGAGAGGGUUGGCUGCCAGGCUAUACAGCAAGGUAAUAAAAGAUAAGGAACAGUUUUUCAGCGCCUGGAACUCCUGCCUCCAUCAUGUUGUGACAUUGGCAUUAGCACAUAUACACAGAGUGACCCUGGAACAAUUCGCAUUAGCAGUGGAGUCAUGUCCAGUACCAAAAGACCAGAGUUUACUAAUGGAGUUCUGCCUGCUAUAUGGAACCAAGCUGGUUUACCAAGAGAGAGCAUGGUAUCUGGAACAUAAAUAUCUCACCCCUACAACCAGUAUCCAGAUCAGAAAUCAGUUCCUGAGCAACUGCAGUCUUGUGAAAGAUGAUGCCUUAAAGGUUGUUUCUGCCUUCAACAUCCCCCACAAUAUAGUCCAGGCCCCUAUCGCUGGCAUCCCAAACCCAAGGGCAAAGUGGGCAUACUACCCAGAGCAAGAUGAAGAUGGAGAGAACAAGAAGGCAUCUUGGAUCAAUGCCAAACUAUAAAACUAUUCCAGGUGCACUUAAAGUGAAGGAACCAAGAAGACGAAUCCCAGAGAAGUAUUAUGGGAGGAGAACAUGAACCGACAAUACCAUAUCAACUGACUCUAUAUAAUUCAUACAAUGGGCGUCCUGCCAGGAGUACAAAAUUUAGGCUGAUUGUAAAGGAUAUUUUUUCUAAUGUUGCAUAUACGGUAGCUCAAAUGUUCGAUCACUGUAUAUUUUUUAAUGUGCCAGUAAAUCAUGGGACCAAAAGUCUAAGAGAAGACAAAAUGACAUACAGUAUAAAAAUCAGGAAACAAUGUUCUGUUUAGGCCAUAAUUAUACUUUAACUUGGGAAACAAAUGGUUCUUAUUACUAGCUUUUAUUAUUGUGGGGCAUAGACACAACAGAAAAUUCAGAGUUUGGAAAAACACAAGGCAACACAUGGCCAAGCUCUCUCACCCACACCAACCAUUCAGAUGUAUGCAUUCAUUGUAAGUACAUUAGAUCUGUAAAAUCUAACUCUUGAUUGGUUGCUUUGGGGCUAGGAUAAAUGCUGCCCCUGUUUAUAGAUAUAUAGAAGGGCCUCACAAUGCUGGAGGGAACACCAUCCUCCAAUGCAGCAAUAGGCAGAAAAAAGCACUGGCACUCUGUGUAUGUACUCAAAGUGCCAGUGCUUUUUUCUGCUGUUUUUGGAUAACCCUUACCAAAGUUGAUGGAGAGGAAACAAUCUGUAACUUUAAAUAAUGUGUUUAUAAUUUAUAUGUUUUUCCUCAUGCAAAAAAUGAUGCUAAAAUGGUCAAUUAGGAGAACGUUCAGGUUGUAUUACCAUAAGAUGUGUUUAAUUUCCAUAUUGUCCCUGAUUGUGGCACACAAAAGUGAGAUAACAGGGUUUUUUGUUUUUGUAAAUCUUAAACACUUUUUGAUGAGGAAUAGACAUCUAAUGACUUGAAUGUGUAUAUGUAUAGCACUUGUAUGUAUAUGUAUGUAUGUAUGUAUAGCUCUUGGCUAUGGAGCAUACUGGCCUAAUGUAACACAAGCUAUACAAUACAGCUGUGGGAUCUAUCAUCCAGAAUAUGAACCUGGGGUUUUCCAGAUGGAGUGUCAGACUGGGGUACCAAGGGCCCACUUGAGGAACCCACCAAUCAUUAGGUACCCUUUAAAUCAUUUUCUUCUUACUGAGUACAUGAUUUUUCAUUGUAAAAUUAUUACUACUUAAUAUAGUACAGUAGAUGCUGGAUUUAAAAACGCUUUGCUUACUAAACUAAAAGACAGUUUCCCUAAGGCCAAUGGGAAAUAUUUUAUAGUUAACUAUCUAAUUGCCACACAGAUGAGUGCAAGUGGAUUUUAAGAUCACAUUGAUCUCAGCAAAACCCCCAGUGUCUGCACUCCCUUCACUUUCUCUUCUCCUUAUCCAUUAUCCUACCUUCCCCUUUCUGUCUCUCCCCAAAUAGCCGACUUCACCGUCAGAAAAUUUGCACAACAAAUGCUUUGGACUGCACAUUCCCCU
Messenger RNA from Xenopus tropicalis (tropical clawed frog), 3660 nucleotides. It is a transcript of the gene acoxl, whose product is annotated as acyl-CoA oxidase like. The coding region runs from base 204 to 2174 and encodes 656 amino acids. The transcript is spliced from 19 exons. Gene Ontology annotation, biological process: fatty acid beta-oxidation; fatty acid metabolic process. Gene Ontology annotation, cellular component: peroxisome. Gene Ontology annotation, molecular function: FAD binding; oxidoreductase activity, acting on the CH-CH group of donors; acyl-CoA oxidase activity. Lineage: Eukaryota; Metazoa; Chordata; Amphibia; Anura; Pipidae. The record is from RefSeq and is a predicted model, not a curated record.